This is a messenger RNA of Sardina pilchardus (European sardine), 1661 nucleotides long. It is a transcript of the gene aqp3a, whose product is annotated as aquaporin 3a. Gene Ontology annotation, biological process: glycerol transmembrane transport; water transport. Gene Ontology annotation, cellular component: plasma membrane; basolateral plasma membrane. Bases 69 to 983 code for a protein of 304 amino acids. The record is from RefSeq and is a predicted model, not a curated record. Gene Ontology annotation, molecular function: water channel activity; glycerol channel activity; urea transmembrane transporter activity. The transcript is spliced from 6 exons. NCBI's taxonomy places the organism in Eukaryota, Metazoa, Chordata, Actinopteri, Clupeiformes, Clupeidae.
AAAGCCUCUCACAGCUCCUACAUUCCCUCUCAGUGCAAGAAGGCAGGUCUCCAGACAAAGCUCCAAGGAUGGGAAGACAUCAGUACUACCUGGAUAAGCUGUCCCGCACCUUCCAGAUCCGCAACAAGCUCAUGCGUCAGGCCCUGGCUGAGUGUCUCGGGACCCUGAUUCUUGUGAUGUUUGGCUGCGGUUCCGUGGCACAGCUGACGCUGAGCAAGGGCACACAUGGCAUGUUCUUCACCGUUAACUUCGCCUUUGGCUUCGCCGCCAUGCUGGGAAUCUUGGUGUCUGGCCAGGUGUCAGGCGGCCACCUCAACCCCGCUGUGACAUUCGCCCUUUGCCUCCUGGGCCGAGAGAGAUGGAGGAAGUUUCCCGUCUACUUCCUGGCCCAGACCAUCGGUUCCUUCUUGGGCGCCGCUAUAAUCUUUGGUCUCUACUAUGAUGCCAUUUGGGACUAUGCUGGAAAGAUGCCAGAUGAACUGUUGGUUGUGGGUGAGAAGGCCACUGCUGGGAUAUUUGCUACAUACCCGGCCAAGCACCUUACCGUCGUUAAUGGUUUCUUUGAUCAGACCAUUGGCACUGCGGCUCUGAUCGUGUGCAUUCUGGCCAUCGUGGAUCCCCACAACAACGCCGUCCCCCCCGGCCUGGAAGCCUUCACCGUGGGCUUCGCCGUCCUGUCCAUCGGCCUCUCCAUGGGCUUCAACUCCGGCUACGCCGUCAACCCGGCGCGUGACCUGGGGCCGCGUCUCUUCACCGCCAUCGCCGGCUGGGGCCCGGAGGUGUUCACGGCGAGGAAAUGUUGGUUCCUGGUGCCAAUCUUUGCCCCUUUCCUCGGCUCCAUCGUUGGCGUCAUGGUCUACCAGCUGAUGGUGGGUUUCCAUCAGGAGGGCCAGUCGCGCGACGAGAGAGCUACUAUCGAGGAGACGGUCAAACUGAACGACGUCAGCACCGAAAAGGACGGCAAAGACGGCACCGUGGCAUGAGACAGUCAUCAUCGUCUCUAUCUCUUUUUAGAGGAAAGUGCCGAACUCAAGACACCGUGUCUCUCCCUGUUUGAUGAACCAGAGGUGGCAAAGUUCAGGUUCAGAAAGUGAACGUUUUUUCACCUACACCUACACCUAUUUGUCAAGAGCCAUAUGACAUCUCUCCCUUUAGUUCUACCUCUGAUCUUACAAUACUCCCCCAACAUGUCCCCAGGGCAUGGCUUUCUUUUAAUCUCUCUGAGCCUGAAGUUUACACCUUUGUGUUGUUAAUGUAGAGGAAGCACUAAGCAGCUUUGUUAUGGUCCUAAGUUUUUCGUCCUUUCUGCUCUAGUGUUUCUGAUUUGUCUGUGCAGUUUAAGAGGACUUGGUUAAGGGAGAAAGCAAGGAUUGUAACUCUGUCUUAAUCAUGUCUGGAUAAAAUGUGUAUUUACUGCCAAUUUUAAGGAAAAGAAAUACAGAGUAGUUCAAUAGAGGCACUUGUACAUUUACAGUGAUGCAGAUUGAUAGUAUUUUUCCGGAUUUACAUGUUGUAUUUUAUUUAUAUUGAAAUGUAUUUUUUUGUUAUCAAUGUUUGAAUAUCCCAGUCACAUCUCUACAUUUUGUAUAUCUGAGAAAUAAUAAUUUCCAGUAUAUUUGUAUUCCUGUAGAGGACAAUAAAAUGUUUCUUUUUUUGUAAAA